ACCCCUACCACUCGCGCCCCAGGGUUCCUAAAAAGGAAAGGUACAAGGUUGGUCCACAUGAGAGACUUGACAGAUCAAAGGCAGGGCAUACUUCCUGUUGCCCAGACCUUAUAUAAAACGUCAUGAUCGCCUGGGCUGCAGAGGCGCACCUAAGCACUGACCCAGCGGCUGCAGCCUGAGGUUUCCCGAGGACCACAAUGAACAAGUGGCUGUGCUGCUCACUCCUGGUGCUCCUGGACAUCAUUGAAUGGACCACCCAGGAAUCCUUUCCUCCAAAGUACCAUCAUUAUGACGCAGAAACCCGUCGUCAGAUCCUGUGUGACAAGUGUUCUCCCGGCACCUACCUAAAACAGCACUGUACAGCGAGAAGGAAGACACUGUGUGUCCCUUGCCCUGACCACUCUUACACAGACAGCUGGCACACCAGUGAUGAGUGUGUGUACUGCAGCCCAGUGUGCAAGGAGCUGCAGUCCGUGAAGCAGGAGUGCAACCGUACCCACAACCGCGUGUGUGAAUGUGAGGAAGGGCGCUACCUGGAGCUAGAAUUCUGCUUGAAGCACAGAAGCUGUCCGCCAGGCUUCGGAGUGGUGCAGGCUGGAACCCCGGAGCGAAACACCGUUUGCAAAAGAUGUCCAGAUGGGUUCUUCUCAAAUGAGACGUCGUCGAAAGCCCCCUGUAGGAAACACACGAACUGCAGCGCACUUGGCCUCUUGCUAAUUCAGAGAGGAAAUGGAUCUCAUGACAAUGUAUGUUCUGGAAACAGAGAAGCAACACAAAAAUGCGGAAUAGAUGUCACCCUGUGCGAAGAGGCAUUCUUCAGGUUUGCUGUUCCUACCAAGUUUACACCGAAUUGGCUCAGUGUUCUCGUAGACAAUUUGCCUGGGACAAAAGUGAACGCAGAGAGUGUAGAGAGGAUAAUGCGGAGACAUAGCUCGCAAGAACAAACUUUCCAGCUGCUGAAGAUAUGGAAGCAUCAAAACAAAGACCAAGAGAUGGUGAAGAAGAUCAUCCAAGACAUUGACCUCUGUGAAAGCAGUGUUCAGCGGCACAUUGGCCACGCAAACCUCACAGCAGAGCAGCUUUAUGUCUUGAUGGAGAGCUUGCCUGGGAAGAAAGUUGGCUCAGAGGACAUCGAAAGAACGAGGAAGACAUGCAAACCGAGUGAGCAGCUCCUAAAGCUGCUCAGCUUGUGGAGGAUCAAAAAUGGAGACCAAGACACCUUGAAGGGCCUGAUGUAUGCACUCAAGCACUUGAAACCAUACCACUUCCCCAAAACCGUCACCCACAGUCUGAAGAAGACCAUCAGGUUCUUGCACAGCUUCACUAUGUACAGGUUGUAUCAGAAGCUGUUUUUGGAAAUGAUAGGGAACCGGGUGCAGGCAGUGAAGAUAAGCUGUUUAUAACUAGAAAUGGUCACUGCUCUGUUUCUUUGGGAUGGGCCAACUCUGAUGGAGGAGAAGACUGUUUCUCAGGCACCUGAAAAGGCACAGUGAUCCCUUUCCCCUCAACGGUGGGAAUGAAGAUUCCUGCCCCCACAGUCCAUAUUAAGAACACUGAGGACUCUGAGUAGUGAAAGUGAGGCAGACUAUUUUAUAGCUUUGCAAAGCCAAGUGUCAGCACAGAAUGGCAGGCAUGCUGAUUGACAGCAGAGGGUAUUUUUUACAACUCUAAACAUAGGUCCCUUCCUCGAUUUCCUCAUGGCUGAGUAAUCAGGAGGCUUCUGCUCUCUUACUUGUCACCAAUGUCUUUUUCUUCAUUCUGAAGCUGUUUGUCUAUUACAUUCUCUUUAUCGUAAUGCUUAUCAGGUGCACGAGCCUUAUCACAUAGGCAGGGUCUUAGGCAAGCUUGACUGUUAGUUAUUUUUCCCUCUGAAGAUUUACUUUGGGUUAGGGGCUUGGCUAGACAAGCAGGGGUGGGCUUCAGUAGUUUAUUUAGCAGACUGCCACCAAGAGCCCACCAAUGUUUCUUGUUCAUCUGUAGUUGGACCUAAGCUGAUUCAAAAUACUUUUAUUUUGAAAAUGAUCACCCAGUUUUAUUCCUUAUACCAACAAUAACUGGCUUUGUUGCAGGACACUAAAAGAAACUAUGAUAUGGAGAAAGAAUUGAUAUGUCCUCCCACAUUCAACAAAUCCCCAAUAGUUUAUCCAGCUGUCGUAUCUGGCCCAGUAUCUACUGACUAUGUGUUCUCUUAUUACUGCUUGCAGUAAUUCAACUGGAAAUAAUAAUAAUAGUCAUAAAAUCUAGACUCCAUUGAAUCUCUCUAAAUAUGGGAAUCUCUAACUUAAAUAGGUUUGAGAUUUCAGUUGUGUUAGAGGCUUUUAUUAGAAAGCCGAUGUUCUUCUGUAAAAGUUACUAAUAUAGCUGUAAGACUAUUACAGUAUUGCUAUUUAUAUUCACUCAGAUAUAAGAUUUGUACAUAUUAUCAUCCUAGAGAGAAAUGGUAUAAGACAAUUUUAGAAAGAAAAAAUAUUCUGUUUAUUGUUAUGACAAAAGAGAUAAAAUAUAUUUUUAAUAGAAACUUUGUAGGGUUUUCUAAUAGAUACUGCCAGUUUUCCAGUGUGGAAUGUUUUUAUAAUAUAAUUUUAUCUGUGUAAGAUGUAAUAUCAUUUUAUAGAAAAAUGAAUUAUAUAGUCAGUUGUUUAAUGUCAGAAAGUGUAUGAACUAUAAAUUAUCUGAAUAUUAGAUGCUCUGAGAAAUUGAAUGUACCUUAUUUAAAAGAUUUUAUGAUCAUACUAUAUAAAUAACAUCAUUAAAGUUUUCAAAUUAUUUUUCA
Molecule: messenger RNA, 2773 nt
Organism: Peromyscus eremicus (cactus mouse)
Lineage: Eukaryota; Metazoa; Chordata; Mammalia; Rodentia; Cricetidae
Gene: Tnfrsf11b
Product: TNF receptor superfamily member 11b
Exons: 5
Coding region: 198-1403 (401 amino acids)
Biological process (GO): signal transduction
Molecular function (GO): protein binding
Source: RefSeq, a predicted model, not a curated record